Molecule: messenger RNA, 480 nt
Organism: Penaeus indicus
Lineage: Eukaryota; Metazoa; Arthropoda; Malacostraca; Decapoda; Penaeidae
Exons: 2
Coding region: 1-480 (159 amino acids)
Source: RefSeq, a predicted model, not a curated record
AUGCGUCACCUCCACACGUACCUCCUGCGUCACCAAACAAGCAGCUUGAUCAGUAACCUCGCCAACAAUGCUGAGGAUGGUACUCACCCUCAAGACGCCCCCCCCCCCCCCCCGCCCGCCCGAGGCCCGCCCACCAGUGCUCGCCCGCCCCCGCCCGCCCCACCCGCCCCGCCCGCCCCGCCGCAGCCUCCUGUUCGCCCGAGGUCACUCAACCUCGCGGGCGGGCCGAUGCACUCACGAACGAGGGAUAAAAACGGUCCCGUAAGCGCCGGGGAUUCGGGUUUUGCGCCGCUGAUGGAUACAGGAAGUCGCCACUCUAGCGCCGCCGCCUGGCCGCUCCCGCGCUCCGGCACCGUAAUACCUGUGAUUGUUUCGCCUCCAUCACGUGUGGGCGCUUCCGCCGCGCGGAGGAGCGGCCGCGGCGACGGCGGCGGAGGGAGCGCGGGCGAGCGCCGCUCCCGCCCGUCGCCGGCCCUCUAA